ACGCCUGCGUGUAAACACCAUUCAGGCUCACGAUGACCACAGACAAUGGUACUCCGUGGACACCGGUGUCCCUUCCCUACUUCGCCAACAGCGGCCCCGUGGACAAACUUCCCAGCGCAGAAGAUAUUCGUGGUUGCACAGAUGUUCUACACGAACGUUUCCGCGCGAAGAUCGUCGCAGUGAGCCAGCAGAUUGUCGCCAAAUUCGGCGGUGAUGUGCUUGAACGGGAGGGACAGGCACUGAUCUAUCUCGAGCGACACGUGCCCAAAGUGCCAGCCCCACGACUCUACGCCAUGUAUUACCACGAGAAGGAAUUGUUCCUGGUCAUGCAGCGCGCUCCAGGGGUACAAUUGGAGAAGCUCUGGCCGUCUUUGACAAGUUCGGAGAAGCAGUUCAUUGUCGCAGAACUUCACAAUGUAUUCCAUCAGCUUCGAGAGACAGUGUGCCCUGCACCGGCUUAUUUCGGAGGCUUGGCAGGCGAGGGAGUGAACCACCACCUUUUCUUCAAUCAAAAAGAUGAUGACCAAGACCUUUUGGGUCCAUUCCACGGCGAGGCAGCCUUUCUCGAAGGUCUUACGAGCAAUUUUCGUGCUUCGAGGGAGCGGAAUGGUCAUCCCGUGUUCAAAGUCCAAUUCUACGAGGAUCACCUUAGCAACGCGCUUCGAGGUCUGUCUCCAGUCCUUACCCACGGAGAUGUGCAGCGACGGAACAUCAUGGUCGCGGAGAGGAAACGAAGUACACCUGAAGAAAGCGAGAGACGUUUUGAUGUUUUCCUCGUGGACUGGGAGAUGGCGGCCUGGCUGCCAGAGUUCUGGGAAUACUACUCAGCUUCCAAAGAAUUCAAUCUGACGGGCAUUCAUGAUGACUGGUGCUGGUACGUUGGGAAGUUCUUGGACGUACGCCUUGCUGAAGCAGCUGCCUUGACUAUGUUCGAGAAAGAUUAUAGUUAAAUCUUUCGAUGUCUCCAUGGAUCAAUUGCACCACAGAUGUCGCCUACAACCGCAUUCCAUGGCUUCAUCAAACUCCGAAUCAAAACAGCCGCAGCGAAUGUGUUUGACCAAAAGAUCUCCCUCCAAAAUGCCAGACAUGUAACAUGCUCUCCUUGCAACCUCCUUUUACGACCAUGGACGCAGAAUACCAGCCCUUUGCAAAGCAGGAAUAGCAUGCUGAGCUGUCCAUUCGUUGCAUUUGAAGAUCGGCCUCCUUUGCUCUCCAGGUCCAUAAAGCUCGCCAUUUUCCUUGGUCCAUGUGAUCUCAUAUCUGUUGGUCACUGGAUCUUUCUCCCAGAAAUUGAUGCC
Messenger RNA from Cercospora beticola, 1298 nucleotides. RefSeq lists its product as uncharacterized. The record is from RefSeq and is a predicted model, not a curated record. Lineage: Eukaryota; Fungi; Ascomycota; Dothideomycetes; Mycosphaerellales; Mycosphaerellaceae.